Messenger RNA from Ascoidea rubescens DSM 1968, 1467 nucleotides. It is a transcript of the gene BUD3, whose product is annotated as Bud3p. Lineage: Eukaryota; Fungi; Ascomycota; Saccharomycetes; Ascoideales; Ascoideaceae. The annotation marks the transcript as partial. The record is from RefSeq and is a predicted model, not a curated record. The transcript is spliced from 3 exons. Gene Ontology annotation, molecular function: guanyl-nucleotide exchange factor activity.
UGGGACGAAACAACCGCUGGUGAAAUGGCCUCCCAGAUGAACCUAAUCAUCAACAAGUCCCCAGUCCAGCUAGGUCAACAGCUACUAAGACUAGGCCUCUUCCAACAAUCCUCAAUCAACUCAAUUGUGCUCGACGUAGUCUAUUCCGACGACAAUUCAUCCAUCAAACAGAACAACAAAUUAGUAUUCCUAUUGGGCGACCAACUAGACCAGUUAUUUGAUCCAUUAACUGAAUACUCCCCUGAAUCAACUGAUAAAAUUUACAAACCGCCAAACAAACCACUCUCCUUUUACCAAAAUUCAAGACUUAUCUCAAUAUUCAAUGAUUCAAAUCUAAUAUCCUCAAUUUGCCAGGAACUACUAACUGUCCAAACAAACUUCACCAUCAAUUUGGUCAACUUUCUACAGAACUUUGUCAUUCCACUAAGAAUCAAAGUCUUGGAACAUGGCAUCGAUAAAUUACCAAUAUCAAAACUAAAUUCAAUUUUCCCUCCAACCAUCGACGAAGUAACAAGAAUCAACUGUAUCUUCCUAGACGCCCUAAAAUCGGCUCAACCUUAUGGCUCCUUUGAAAUCAUAAAGGCCUGUGGCACCUCAAUCCCCUAUUUUUAUAAAGCUUACAUGAGACACGAAGCUGCAACAAGAAAUUUUAAUGACCAACUAUCCUCCUUUCUAGACAACUUCCAUCACCAAAUUCCUGAAAGGAUUGAUACCUCCUAUUUCACUAAAAGAAGAAUUGAAACAAUCAUCCACGGUUCUUUAAACUUGACUAAACUAAAACUAAUUCUAAAUAGACUAAUCAACGAAAAAAUAUCCCAUUUAAACACCUUUACCAUCAACAACCAUAAAAACUCUCUAAUGAUGAAAAAAUUAAUAUCAAAAUACUACAACUCAUCAAUCCAAACAAUAGACUCAUUCGGUAACGAUAAACUAAAACCUUAUGAAAGCAGAGUCUUCACUCCAACUGGAAAAAUCUUAACUGAACUAGCAAAUGGUUGGCCAAUCGACCUUCAAUACGGUUGGGUAAACAGAAGAGUCAUAUCCAUUUUCGAUUGCGAAAACUUAAUGUCUGUAGAUAAUAUGAAAGAUGAAAUUACCAUCAUCUUUAGCGAUCACAUUCUAUUCCUAAAAAUUAUAGACGAAAACUACUACAACCAAAUCAAGAAAAAACAAAGAAAAUCAAGAAAACUAAGAUCAAGUCCAAUUACAAAUAUCCCAAAGCUAAAAGUUUCUGGUUGGGCCGAUAUUUCAAAUGUUUUCCCCUCAACCUAUAACGAUGGUGUCUUUUUACAGUUCUUUGUUACUGGAAAUGGAAUCAAAUUGGAUCCAAAUCAACCAGAGCUAACCCAACACAUGAGAAAAUAUAAACUAAGCGAUCCAAAUAAAUUAAAUGAUGGCUAUAAAAUCAUAGAAUUAAUCAAUAAAGCUAAAAUUCUAAACAAAAGCUCUCCCUUUCAUCUUUUCAAA